This is a messenger RNA of Actinia tenebrosa (Australian red waratah sea anemone), 3563 nucleotides long. Its product is annotated as dynein axonemal assembly factor 1. Gene Ontology annotation, molecular function: dynein complex binding; protein binding. Gene Ontology annotation, cellular component: axoneme. The record is from RefSeq and is a predicted model, not a curated record. Lineage: Eukaryota; Metazoa; Cnidaria; Anthozoa; Actiniaria; Actiniidae. Gene Ontology annotation, biological process: axoneme assembly.
AGCGCCAUUUUGGAAACCAGGAAGGAUUUGUGGAAGAAAACACGAGCAUUUUCGCUUAAAAUAUACAGAAUUUUAUCGCAAAUAUGCCGGAAGAUUCAAYUAACAAGCAAAAGGAAGAUAAGGAGAAUGAUUAUCCAAGAAUGACAAAAGAAUCACUGAAGAAAAUUUGUAAGGAAAAGAAGUUGUACUCUACUCCUCGUCUGAACGAUGUCUUGUACCUUCACUUUAGAGGUUUUGUGAAAAUUGAAAAUCUAGAAGAGUACACAGGGCUAAAAUGUCUGUGGCUAGAGAGUAAUGGUAUUGAUAAGAUUGAAAAUCUGGACCACCUAACCGAACUACGAAGUUUGUAUCUACAGCAAAAUGUAAUUAAGAAAUUAGAGAACCUUGAAAAAUUGCAAGUCUUGGACACAUUAAAUGUUAGUAAUAACAUUAUAACAAAGAUUGAAAAUAUUGGCGUUCUUCCUAAACUCAACACUCUGCAAAUAGCACACAACAAGUUAACUACUGCAGAGGACAUCAAAGAGCUUGUUCACUGCCAGAAUUUGAGUGUYGUUGACCUUUCCUAUAACAAGAUUGAUGACCCUGAUGUCAUUGAUGUGUUUGCAGAAAUGCCUAACUUGCAUGUGCUCAAUUUGAUUGGAAACCCAGUAAUAAAGAAGAUCAAGAAUUACAGAAAAAACAUGAUCCUGAAAAUAAAGAAUCUCAGGUAUCUAGACGACCGACCUGUGUUUCCACGGGAACGAGCAUGCGCAGAAGCAUGGGCUGAAGGCGGAGUUGAAGCUGAACGGUUAGAGAGAGAGAGAUGGAUAAAUAAAGAACACCAGAAAAUCAUGGACAGUGUAAAUAAUUUAUCAAGAAUACGCGAAGAAGCUGAAAGAAGAAAACUAGAAAAGCAAGGUGAUGCUAAACAAGACGAUGAGAAUGAGAGCCUAUCGGACGUUUCUAACAGUGACACUGAAGAUAACUCGGACAAUAAAGAUAACGAACCUUUCGAGCCAUCCACAUCCCACAUGGAUAAUCCUAUCAGUUCAUCAGAUGAGAAGCCUGAUGCGCAUACUCCAUUUCAGGCGGCUAGACAUCAGGAUGAGGAAAUGGAGACUAUUACCAUUGGAUCAAGAAACAGCAGCUCUAGUAUAUUUAGUGGUGGCUCAAGCCGUCAGGGACAAUCACAUGCUUCUUUGAUUACUGAUAUGCUAAGAGAUGUUAACGARCCAACUAGUGAUACACCAUCAGAUAGAGUCCUGAUCACUGAGAUCAAUGACGAUAUAGAGACGAUUCACUUAAGUGAAAACAAACAAACAAGACAGGCACCCAUGGCAGCAAGGGACCUUGACAAUGAGGAUCUCCCAACUCUCGAGGAUGUAGACGUUAAUGAUCCAUUGUUUAUUGAAUCGUUUAAUGCCAACACAACAAAGAAGCCUUUAAUAGAAGAAAUCGAUGAACCAUUGUUACCAAAUAGAAGGCSUUUGAUACAAGAGAUAGACGACAGUGAACCUAUCAAAAUAGCCACGCAUCACGAUAACAGAACCUGCGUGAAUGAUGAAAAGAAUGCUUGUACUUGGGACGAUUUGCAAMAACUUGCUGAAUCCGUUGGCUCAACGAUAGAUCGGGAGCCAAUCAGCAUUGAAAAGGAAAAAAGAGCCUUUCAAAAGAAAAUGAAUGCUUUAGAUUGAAGCAAUCAGGAAGAUAGGUUUCUACCCAAAUUUGAAAGGGAAGAAGUUUGCAAAUUUUACUGCCCCCGGUGCCAUCUUUGAUAUUCUUGCAAGUCGAUCAGGAUUUGACAGAACGUCAUAGAGGGCAGUGGGGUUCUGCUUGUUAGUGACUCUAUGUAUCAUGUAUGAUCGCUAACCUCAGCAAAUAAUGAGUGCUCUCGGUGCCAUCUUUGAUAUUCUUGCAAGUCGAUCAGGAUUUGACAGAACGUCAUAGAGGGCAGUGGGGUUCUGCUUGUUAGUGACUCUAUGUAUCAUGUAUGAUCGCUAACCUCAGCGAAUAAUGAGUGCUYUCGGUGSCAUCUUUGAUAUUCUUGCAAGUCGAUCAGGAUUUGAUAGAACUUMAUWGAGGGCAGUGGGGUUCUGCUUGUUAAUGACUCUGUGUCAUUCCAACUGACAAAGCUCAGAAAUAAGUAUAUAGACUACAAUCUCGCUCCGUUUGCAAAMGCCGAACGAGAGUUAAUUAGACCCUCUUAACAUUUACCUUAUCCCCCUCCCUCCACCCCGCCUUUUAAUUGUCAARAACAUUUAUAGCUCAUUCAUAGUGCUUAUUUCUCCUGCAUACAUUUAAUCGCCUUUUCUAGGUCAAUCAGGAUAUAAAUUCGAUAUAUUUUCAAGAAAUGCAUUGAUGAUUAUCAUGAAAGACACACGAACUCGUUUUCUUGAUUAUUUUAUUUUAUUGUUAUUAUUUUAAGCCUAUACUUCGCAAAUCAUAACGACAUCCAACGAAUUUCAGUCUCAACAUAUSAUUGACCCUUUGUCAAACUUGGUUGAAUGUAUUGAAGACCAAGGAUGUCUUGGAUCUCACCUCAGAGCCAACCGACCAGAAAAACCGGUUUAUGAUCAGCUCGUCAUACACCUAUAUUGGAGACUAAAUAUUCGCUAGAUGUGGCGUUAUAAGUUACGCGCUUACAAUAGGUUAACGUUUCCAUGUGUUUUUUUACCAAUAAUAGUGUCUCUAUUUAAUUUCGUAACGAUGAUGAUGAUGGUGCUGUAUUCUAUUGGUUUAAAUUACUCUCCAGCUUUCUGAUUGGAUAAGCMAUAAGUAUUUGUUUAGCCAAUCAGACAGCUAUUUUCUUUUUGAUUUCAGACUGUCAAAAUGUCUAUCGUUACUUUCUUUUYUUACUUCAAUCAACAUUGCGGCUUUUUAUUGUUUCUUAGGAAUGACUGCGAACGAAGAAUGGACCACUUCGACGAUACGAGGGCCAUCUUGGAUCGAAAAAGAUUAUAGGGCGUUCAGGGGAAAAUAAAGCUUUGUUAUAGUAAUGAGGGUAAUGACGCCGAUUGAUAUUAACAGCUCACCACAAGAGAACUCAACAAAGAUGAAUCAACAUGGCACAUCGAUCACCUUCCCAAAGACAAACACACAAAACUCUAUAUUUUCUGUCAUCUUUGUUUCGUUUUACCCCCUGGCAAGAUGGCUACCCUAUCGUCAAAGUAGUCCAUUCUGUGAUGAACGAGCAAUGUUUUUUCACGAAUGCAGCAAAAUUAACAUAAUAUCUAAUAGAGGGUUGAACAUCAAGGCCAUGUUGGCGCAUCCCUUCAUCAAUAGAUGUURCGUUAAAUUAGUACCAGUAUUGUUGACUUUGGGGUCGAUUUUCACCGGUCAUUGCCUGUCUACAAAGAAACAUUAGGCUUUGUACAUCAGCCUCCAGCUCCAUAGGCGUUGUAGGUGACGAGUAGCGACGGAACGGCUGACCUCGAUGAUCGAUCAAAAUUUUCUCAAAAUUCCAGCUAAUGUCGUUGUUACGAAUUGGUGACCAGAAAAUGAGAGAGGUGUCAUCCGUUAUGAAGUUAUCUGGAGCGGGACAUCGAUUCUGUUUGAAAAAGAAAAUAAWGAAAUCAUAUCAAAAA